AUCUGAAACAGUACAAUGGAUAAAAAAAGCUACCUAAAUGUUAGAAUGGUGUCAAGUCUGUCACCGUAUUCCACAUUACUGGACCUAAGUUCAGCUUCAGAAUUUCAAGAUGACCAGACUGCUGGCAAUAGUGACAGUCUGGCAUUACCUGGCAACCAUAUUUUAAGAAGUCAGAGUCUCCAUGGGAAACAGUUACCAGGCAACAGUAAUGCAUCUGGGGACUAUGCUAAUCUAGCUCCUGUUGGAAGCUUGGAGGAUUUUCAAAAAUUUACGAAUGGUUACAAUUGUACAUCCUCUAGGUUUGGAAGCUUAGAAACAAUGGAGAAAAAUUCAAAGAAGCCAAAGGACCAGAAAGUGAAUAAAACAGAAAGUCAUGAGUUAAAUAUUCAGGAUACAGAAAGUAGUUUGUUUAAGGAAAUAGAAAAUGCCUUGAAAAACAACAAGAAUAGUUGUGUAUUGGAACACGAGGAUGAUGAGCACCAGUUUCUAUAUUAUCACAUAGAAAUGUUAGCGAUGGAUCAAAGAUUUGGAUUUUCUGUUAGUGGAGGAAUAGAUGAGGGUUUCCCACCAAAAAUUGACAACAUUUCCAAAGGCUCACCAGCUGAGAGAGCAGAAUUAUUAGUGGGAGAUGAAAUAAUUGAAGUAAAUGGAAAAUGUUUAGAUAAUGCAUCACAUGGAGAAGUCAUAGCAUAUAUUCAUAAAUGCAUCAGGUCAAGGUCAAUCAAUUUAAGAGUAAAAAGAAGAAAAGAAGAACAAGCCGCUAUAGUUCCAACAGAUGAUGUUCAGAAUGCAUAUAUAGUAGCUGUGGAAGAAGAUGCCAAACGACGUCUUGAGGAACUACUUUACAAUCACAGUCUUACCCCGAUUGAUAUGACACAUCAUGUAGGGAUCGAAGGUGAAAAUACUGAAGAUCUACACAACACAUCUAACUCUACAAGUCAUUCUUUAGAACGUGCAGUGUUACAAUCCUCAAUGCCUUACAUGACUCAAUCAGGUCACAUGACCAACGGACAUGUUGAAAUGUCUGAACUGAACGGUUAUAAGGAGAAAGAAGGAAAGAAAGGAAAAGGGAAGAAGGGAAAAAGGUCCAGUACAGCCAGCAACGAAACCCCAUUAAUUGAUAACUUAUUAACUGAAAGAAAGAAUAACAGUCAAAAUUCUAUCAAUAUGUUUGGAAUGGAUGAAAGUUACGAUGAAACACACAGUUCAAUAGAAUUUGAUCAAGGACCUCAUAGGGAAAUGGCAAUUGAUGUGCCAAAAAACUUUCAAGGUGCUGUGAAAACUCCGCCGAGAUUCCCCUCCUCUCAUUCCUCCCCACGAUCAACACCAACUAAAGAAAGUAGUGCUAAAAAUGGAAAAUUAAACUCUAACGCGCCACAUUCUGAAGAACAGAUGGAGAGGAUAAGGCGUCAUCAAGAAGAGAUUAGAAAAAGGAAUGAAAGGGAGGAACAACGAACAAAAGAACAGGAAUUUUUACGUGCUUCCCUCAGACGCUCAGAAAAAAUGAAAGCACUACAAAAAGAGCGUAAGCAAGCAGGAAUAGACAAUACAGCAUUUAUUGAUAAUGAUGAUGACUCUGGUGGAUUUGAGGAAGGUUAUGUUAGUGGAAGACAUACGCAAAAUAGUCGUGAUUAUAUGAAAAAAAAUCUAAGUUAUGAUGAUGUUUUAGCAAGUCUGCAGCAUAUGAAGAGUAAGGUCAACUCAAAGGAAGGCAAAGAAAAAUUGAAAUUUUUAACAGACUUUUUUGAUCAAAGACAAUUUCAAAAUGCUGUUAGUGUUCAUCAUAAAGUGCUGGAUGUUAAGACUAGAAACCCUCCUGUGCAAUGUACGUGUUCAAAUUCUCAGGACGCUCUGGAUGAGAGUGAGGACGUGUUGUGUUCAGUGCAGAGUCCAUACUCUGAACAACUGCUCACUAUAUUGUGUAAACCACACAUAAAGAAUUUGUUGUUGGCACAUGACUCUGUGGCGAGACAGGAAGUGAAGUCAGCAGCAAAUGGCCAGGAACCACCGGAUGAUUUUAAUAUUCCUAAUAUACCAGAUGGUGGUGCCAGUGUAAAACUUGUACAUCUAGAGAAAACUACAGAACCAUUGGGUGCUACAGUGAGGAACGAUGGUGAGUCUGUGAUAAUCAGCCGGAUUGUAAAGGGAGGCACAGCGGAGAAGAGCGGCUUAUUACACGAGGGUGAUGAAAUACUUGACAUAAAUGGGAUAGACAUGAAGGGCAAAGAUAUCAAUGAUGUAUCUGAAAUGCUAGCAAAUAUGUCAGGAAGAAUAACAUUUACAAUUUACCCUAGCAACGAGUACAAUCCACCUUCUGCUACAGCUGGAAGCAUUAUGCAUGUGAAAGCAUUAUUCAACUAUGACCCUGAAGAUGAUCUUUACAUCCCAUGUAGAGAGUUGGGCGUGUCAUUUAUGAAAGGUGACAUUCUACAUGUUAUAAACCAGGAUGAUACAAACUGGUGGCAGGCAUAUAGAGAGGGCGAGGAAGAUUACCAGUCACUGGCCGGGCUUAUACCCAGCCGAACAUUCCAUGAACAAAGAGAGUCAAUGAGACAAACUAUUGGAACGGAGAAUAAGGAAAAUCAGAAGAAGGGCAGAUCAUGUUCCUGUGGUAGAACAAACAAGAAAAAGAAGAAAAGAAAUAUGUAUAAAGAAGAACAUGAGGAAAUAUUGUCAUAUGAGGAAGUGGCUCAGUAUUACCCUGAGCCGAAUAGACGACGUCCAAUAGUCCUGAUAGGUCCACCGAAUGUAGGUCGUCAUGAACUACGUCAAAGAUUGAUGGAGUCCGACUAUGAUAGAUUCGCUGCUGCUGUACCUCAUACUAGUCGUCCACGUAAAAUUACUGGUCCAGAAAAUGAGCAUGAGAUAGAUGGUAAAGAUUAUCAUUUUGUGACUCGUGAAGAAUUUGAGACGGCCAUAGCGGGAAAUAAGUUUAUAGAGAGUGGUGAAUAUGAAAAGAACAUUUAUGGUACGAGUGUGGAAGCUGUAAGACAAGUUAUCAACAGUGGAAAGAUUUGUGUGCUCAAUACAGACCCAGAGGCAUUAUACAUGUUACAUCAGACUGAUUUGAAGCCAUAUGUUAUAUUUGUCUAUCCUCCAAACAUUGAAAAACUGCGACAGAUACAAAUGAGGCUUGGUGUUGAAAAUAUCAAGGAUGAUGAUUUGAGAGAUAUAAUUGAGCGUGCUCGUGAGAUGGAGGACAAAUUUGGACAUUUCUUUGAUUAUGUCCUGGUGAAUACAGACAUGGAUAAAGCAUUUGAUGAACUUACAACUGAAAUAAAUAGGAUAGAGGUGGAGCCACAGUGGGUACCAAUGACUUGGAUGCGUUGAUCUGUUCUCUAGAAUGUAGAGUAACAUUAACUAUUAAAGGUCAUUAUUUGACAUGGAUUUAACCUGUGAGACGGAUUGUGUCUAUGGUAAGGUUGAGUAAGUUAAGAAACUAAGGAGAGUGAUAGAAAUGGUCAUAUUCACUAUUGGAAAGUGGUUUAAUCCAAGGACAGUACUGAUUGGACAAUACUGGUCACAUGACUGUGAAGUAUUGAUGACAUAUACCAUAUCAUAAUUAUAGUGUAUGUAUAAACAGGCAAGGAUUUACUUAGUUCUAUAACGGACAGAGUACAUACACAAGUGUAACCAGAUUAAACCUGAAUAAUAUACUGCAAUAAUAUAUAACUGUAUACAUGAUAGUUGUAUAUGUUCAAGUUUUAUGACAUAGAAAUAUAAAGAGUGCAGUGUUUAAAGUUCACCUUAUCAACAUACUGUAUUAAUUGAUUGUUAAUUGAAUCAGAAAAUAUAGUGCCUUCAUGCUGUUGUAUCAUAUUGUUUGAAAUAUAACAGCAAAGUGAAGUAAAAUUAAAUUAAUUACUGCAAAGGAAAUGAUUGUAAGAUGUAUGUAAGAUAUUGAUAAACACAAUUUAAGGAAAAUGUAAAUUUUUAUGAGAAUUAUUUUUUUGGUGCAAUUAUAUAAAUUCUGUUAACAUUGAAAUGAAUUAUUUGUCUUCUUUUUGUUUAAUUGCUGUUGCUGUAAAAAUGUUUUUGCGAAAGAAAAAGAAAGAUAUGUAAUCAUUUGAAAUAUAUGUUAUUUUAUAGGAAUUUUUCAUACACAGAAUACAUAGAUACAUGUGCAUAUAAAAUUUUACAGACAUUUAUUAAACAAAAAAAUCAGUUCGAUGAUUUUGACAAAAUAUAGCAAAAUUUGUGUCAAUAUUGGAUUGCAAUAGUAAUUUCUUUCAGUUUUAAGGUUGACAAUAUAUUGUAUAGAAAACGUGUUGAUAUGAAUAAGUAAAAGUUGUGAUAAUGUAAUAUAAAAGAUGACUUCUGGUUGGCAUUGAAGUAUUUAUUGAAGAGUUGUAAAUUUGUAGAAUAUCACAGCAAUUUAUGCAGAUUUUGUGUACCUUUACAUCUAAAAAAGUGAGGCAAGGUAUUUUAUUUUGUUUAAGCGCAUUUAGUGUCAACAUAUCAAAAUAAUGCAGGUAACGUCUUCCUACAACUUUAUCAUAAUGUUUAAGUUAUAGCUAUAAAUAUCUGAGAAAGCUGUUUCAUUUUAUUUCAGCAAAGUUUUAAUAGUUUGAUAAGGUACAGUUAAAGGCAGUUUAUAGUUUCAAAUGUACCUACUGUUUGUCUGGACACUCAAGUGUUUCCUUCUAUAGACCGAUUAAAUGUAUGCUGUUAUAACUGAUUUUCAGUUACACAAAUUGAUACUAAUGCAUAGAGGUCCAAACUAGCGUUUUACUUUCAAUCAGUUAGAUGUUGAUCAAAAAGGUAUUGUUUAGUAUAACUUUGUAUGUAUUAAAAUAAGUAUUUCAUUGAGUUACCAGAUCUAGUUGAUUUAAUGUACAUGUAGUGUAUAUAGACAAAAUUUUAGAAGAAAGCAAGUCCAAGUUUAAUGUCCAUUUGAUUUGUCAUGUUUCAAUGGUUGUAAAAAUUGAUAUUAAAUUACAAAUUACUUAUCUUCUUAUAUUGUUUUAUGUUUUCAGAUUAUAGUUUUUAUUGUUUACAGAAUGUAGUAUACUCAUUUUACAUAUCAUUAUCAUGUUUUAUAUAUAAAUGAUUAUAACCAUUCCCCCCUUUAUGUUUAAAGUCAAAAAGCAUAGUUUAUAUCAAAAGCAUACAGAUUUUAAAUCUUACUACAGAAAUUCAUAUUAUUGAAUUAUGUUAAUGGAACAAAAUAAAAAUGCAAUAUAAUAUA
Molecule: messenger RNA, 5188 nt
Organism: Ruditapes philippinarum (Manila clam)
Lineage: Eukaryota; Metazoa; Mollusca; Bivalvia; Venerida; Veneridae
Product: protein PALS1-like
Exons: 15
Coding region: 16-3330 (1104 amino acids)
Biological process (GO): protein localization to plasma membrane; establishment or maintenance of epithelial cell apical/basal polarity; establishment or maintenance of polarity of embryonic epithelium
Cellular component (GO): adherens junction; plasma membrane
Molecular function (GO): protein binding
Source: RefSeq, a predicted model, not a curated record